This is a messenger RNA of Carassius gibelio (silver crucian carp), 4221 nucleotides long. Its product is annotated as zinc finger E-box-binding homeobox 1. Gene Ontology annotation, biological process: anatomical structure development; regulation of transcription by RNA polymerase II. Bases 451 to 2817 code for a protein of 788 amino acids. The record is from RefSeq and is a predicted model, not a curated record. Gene Ontology annotation, molecular function: RNA polymerase II cis-regulatory region sequence-specific DNA binding; DNA-binding transcription factor activity, RNA polymerase II-specific. The transcript has 8 exons. NCBI's taxonomy places the organism in Eukaryota, Metazoa, Chordata, Actinopteri, Cypriniformes, Cyprinidae.
CAAGCCAUAGGAAUCAAUGCUGCAGUCCUCAACACGAGCAUCACAUUUUUAUUAAACUACAUGCAUAUGGCCUAUCUUUAAUCUGAAAGUUUUUCGCACGCACACUAGCCAGUUAUAUCCUAUUAGGAGCAAUACAAUGCAUGCCUAAUUUUUAAGUAGCCCAUGCAUAACAGUUUAUGACUAUACAAAUAUCACGCACAAGCAAAAUUAUCUAUUUAAUAAAAAAAAAAGCAACUCCGCCUUAGGAAAUCACACACUUUUAAGUGCGCAAAUUCUUCUUUCUUCGAGCACACUUCGCAGUUUGGGCUGACACCAGACCUGCCUCCGAUGACAUCACCAGAGCCGCUCCUGCUGAUCGCGACGCGCGUUUGAGCGCUGCUGCAGAGCGACGCGGAGCGACGUUUAUCCGCCGAUCCGUCCUCGCGUUCAACAGCCAAACACGGACACGACAUGGCAGAGAGGAGCCGAGGAAAGCGGAGGAAACAGGCGAACCCGCGGAGAAACCGAGGUGAGCCGGAGCGCUGUCUGGGCUCUGAGGGCGAGGAUGAGGGCAGUGUUUGGGGGAUGGAGGUUCUGGACAGCAGAGAUGCUCAGGAUAAAGUCAGUCUGACGCCCAGCGAGGGCACGGAGCCCGGCAGUCCUGUCCCGUGUGCGGAGAGCUGGGCCAACACCGAAACCAGGACGCUGAAAAUCCCAGCCGCAGACCCUGAACACUGUCAGGCUGACGCUCGUGUGAUGGACGGCGCGUCACAUUAUGACUCUGUGUCACAACUGCUCAGACCGAUUCACGCUCAACAAUGCAACGGAUCCAUCAGCUCGUAUCAUUUAGACUCCGGUCAUGGCGACAUGUCGCCCGUCUGCUGGUCCCCUGGAGAUAACAAGUCACCCGAGGUCGAAGACAGUGGAGCCUUAAACCCUGACGCCGUUCAGAUGUGUCCAUACUGUCAGCGGACGUACCGGCACAACGCGUCUCUGCAGGAACACAUGAAGUUCUGUCAGGACCGGGAUGGAGGAGACAGUGUUUGUCCUCUGUGUGGAUACAGUACGCCGUACCGCGCUCAGAUGGAGCGACACCUGACCCUUCACCAGACUCAAGACAAGAACUCCAUGUCUGAGCCCGGUCUGGAGAACAGAAAGUUUAAGUGCAAUCAGUGUGGAAAGGCCUUUAAAUACAAGCAUCACCUCAAAGAGCACCUGCGCAUUCACAGCGGUGAGAAGCCGUACGAAUGCUCGAACUGUAAGAAGCGCUUUAGUCACUCGGGCUCCUACAGCUCUCACCUCAGCAGUAAGAAGUGUCUAAGCGGCGGCGGCGCGACAGGUAACAUCGCUCAUUAUAACGCCCAUCCCGCGUACCUCUUCCCCUCGCCCACGUCGCCCCCUGCUGUCAGCGGGAGAAAGGGCUCUCGGUUCCUGCCCGAGUCAUCUGUUCCCGUCCUGAGUCACUCGUGGGACCCGGCAGAGGAUCUAGCGCUGAGGACUGGUGUGUUUAAAGGCACAUCGCUUCUGCCGCUGCUACAGUCGCGCAGCAAAUUCGAGCACCUGUUGCAAGAGAUGCUGCGGAGGGAGGUGAGAGAUGAGAAACAAGCGAAAACUGAAAACUUCUCUCGGCUGUACGACAUCCAAACAUCGCCCACAACCAAUCACGCGCCUUAUAGAGAGCUGUCGUCGCCGCAGCGGGCGUCUUGGCAUUCUGUGCCGCAGCAGAUCCUCGUGCCUUUACCGACACCUGCGCAGCUGGAUAACCGCUGGCCAAGCGAAGGAAGUGCAAGUCCGAGAAAACCCACGUCACCCGCUUUACCUGAACGCCAGCAUCCAAUCGGCUCACGCUUCGGCUCUCCUCCAAGCUUGGACCUGUCAAUCAACAUGUCGCCACGGCAACCAAACCACAUCCAGAGCGAACCUUUAGACUUAUCUAUUCCCAAAGCGCAUUCGGCCGCGCCGCAGAAUCUGGCGUGUAAUGGCAACUCAAUGCAUCACGAGGGCGUGUUCAAGAGACUGACUCCGCCCUCCCAGCAGCAGGUGGGUGGGGCCUAUACAGCGUCGCCACUGUUCAGCAGCACGAUGUUCAGCAGCUUCCCGUUCUUAAACCACAUGAUCCCCCCUGGUUUGGGACACAACGGUCUGACAUCACUUCCUCUCACGCCACCCGUGCCCAGUCCGGGCUUCCUGUCUCCUGUGGCGUAUAUGAUGGAGGCGGAGUCAGAGUCAAUGCUGAAGAGAAUACAACAUGAAAGACAUUCGAUCAUGGCUGAAGCGCUGAAUCGUGGCGGUGUGGAGUAUCUGUGUUUGAUGGAUGAUGGGAUGGAUGGAGAGAUCGGUCCUGGGAGGAAGAGGCUGAAGAAGACGGAGGAAGGACUGUACGCCUGCGACAUCUGCGACAAAACCUUCCAGAAGAGCAGCUCUCUGCUGCGCCAUAAAUAUGAGCACACAGGGAAGAGACCUCACGAGUGUCAGAUCUGUAAGAAGGCGUUCAAACACAAGCAUCAUCUGAUUGAACACAGCCGCCUGCACUCCGGAGAGAAGCCGUAUCAGUGCGACAAGUGCGGCAAACGCUUCUCACACUCGGGCUCGUACUCGCAGCACAUGAACCACCGCUACGCCUUCUGCAGCCGCGACAGCGACCCGGACAUCAGCGAGCCGCCCGCCGCGUACCAGAGCGACUCCAGCAGAGACGAGGAGGACGAGGACGAGGACGAGGAAGAGGAGAGCGCUUACCAUGGAGGAGUGAGGACAGAGCAGACAGACGGAAACCAGAAACAGGAGAGUCCUGAUGGAGAGCGAGAGCAGACCAUACUGCAGUGUUUACCAAAGAUGUGAAGCACACACUGACGCGUCCUCUUCAGUGUUCAGACUGUGAACCAACACAUCCCUGCGCUUUUAGGCCAUUUAGGCAAAUAUGUGACCCUAGAGCACAAAAACAUUUAUUUUAAUUGAGAUGAAUGCAUCAUCAGAAGCUGAAUGAAGUUCUUAGCAAUGCAUAUUACUAAUCAAAAAUGAAGUUUUGAUAUAUUUACGGUAGGAAGUUUACAAAAUAUCUUCAUGGAACAUGAUCUUUUCUUAAUAUCCUAAUGAUUUUUGUCAUAAAAGAGAAAUGUAUAAUUGUGUCUCAUACAAUGUAUUGUUGUCUAUUUCUACAAAUAUACGUCUGUGACACUGAUGACUGCUUCUGUGCUGCAGGGACACAGAUACAUGAAAUGAACAAAUUCAUACAUAGAACUAGAUAAAUAAAUAACAAAACAUACUAAAUAAAUAAAUGCCAGUGAAUAAUCUCAGAAAGUCAUAUUUCAAAUCAAAAGAAAAUUAUGCCUGUUUUAGGACCAUUAGGAUUUUUUUUUUUUUUUUUUUUUUUUUUUGCACUGGCAGUGCAUAAGAAAAAAAAUAAAUGAAGAAAAUAAAAAGCGUAUUAUUGUAAUGCAUAUAUAUAAAUCAUGAAAUUUGGACAUGAUAUAAUUUUUUUUUACAAAUAAUUGAAUUAUGUAAAUGUCAUAAUGCAGUGAUCUGAAAUGGUUCUGAAAGAAGGUUUUAUUUUCUUUAUAAAAUACUUUUCUACCAAGUAUGUCAUAUCUCAAACUAAAAUAAUAUAAAAAAUAAAUAAAUAUGGAAUCAUAUUUUGCAUGCAGACGAUUUUUCCGCACUGGCAUUAAAUUGUCAUUAGUGUAAGGAAAAAUAAGGAAAUACAAAAAAAUAUUAUAUUAUUAUUAUUAUUAUUAUAUAUUGUUUUCUUUCUCUUUUUUUUUUUGGAGUGAAAUAUGACCUUUUAGUUUUCAUGUAUUUGAUGCAUUUUAAGAGCUCAGGAGCAGUUAUUAACACAAGACAAUAUUAAAUAUUUCAACAUAAUAGCUAUUAAUAUUUGCACAAAUCAUGUGUUGAUGAAGCAAUGCAAUCCAUUCAUAAAGUGUCCUUUCGAGAAAGAAAGCCAGUCGAUCAUGUGUUGCACUGAAUAUGAGCCGGGAAGCUUUAUAAUAUUGCCAAUUAUGCAAAUGUCUGCUCUUUAAACAUGCAGGAAUUUAAUUAACAGAAUGCAAUCGGUGCUUUAAAUCUGCCUUCACUCAUUUAGUGCUUGACUUUUUUAUUACUAUUAACUCUCUGUAAACGUGAACGUUGCACCAGAACUGUGCACUAUUUUCACCAGUGUUAUUUUUAUACCAAAUUUUUAAGCUUUGUUAAAAUGUUAAUACAUAAUCUUUGUAAUAAAGUUGUACAUAUUUUGGAAAGUACAGC